Molecule: messenger RNA, 960 nt
Organism: Suillus clintonianus
Lineage: Eukaryota; Fungi; Basidiomycota; Agaricomycetes; Boletales; Suillaceae
Exons: 1
Coding region: 1-960 (319 amino acids)
Molecular function (GO): protein binding
Source: RefSeq, a predicted model, not a curated record
AUGGAAACUUGUGCUCUAGCCCCAUUCGAUCACGCUAAAGCAGACGUCAUCUUACGAUCAGCUGAUGGCGUUGAGUUUCGAGUUUUCAUGCUCUUCCUCUCCCUUGCCUCUCCGUUCUUCGAGACGUUGUUCGGCCUCCCUCAGGCACCUGAUGGGGCUGCCGAUCAAGAGAUGAAGGAUGGUUUAGCAGUCAUCGCCGUGUCUGAGGACAGCAAAACUCUAGAUUCGUUUCUCAGAUUUUGCUAUCCAUCGACGCUGGCAGAGGAUCCUUCCCUUGACAACCUAAUAGACGUCCUCUCUGUACUCGCAGCUGCGAGGAAGUAUUCACUAGACCUGAUCGAGACAAAAGUGUGUCAGGCUCUAACGAAUCCCAAGGUUCUCGAAACAGAUCCCCUUCGCAGCUUCGCCAUUGCGAGGAACGCACGGCUCAAACAUGAAACCAUCACCGCUGCCAGACACAACUUACGGCAACCCUUGAUUCCUGCGUUGUUUGCAGAGAUCGACCUUAUCACCGCAUCCGACUUACUUGCCCUACUGACAUACCACAAAAAAUGCAUUAUCGCCGCACAAGCCCUAAUGAAGGACUUGACAUGGAUGACAGAUCAUUACGGCAGUCAGAAUGCUUGCGGCUGGCUGUUUGGUUAUCAACCCCACUACGGCAAUCAAUACUGCUGCGGACAGGGCACCGACAAAAGAUUCUUUCCUUGGGGUAACCCUCCACUUACAUGGUGGACAACGUAUAUGCAGGAGUUAUAUGAGUUGUUGAUGGAUAGUCCAUCUGGCAAUACUGUCAGGACAGCAACGGAUAGGACAGUCCAACAGGUCAGAAGUGCAAACUGUUCUACUUGUUCUGGCCGGGUGAAAGAAGCGAUGGCGGAGUUUGGCGACUUGCUUGCUCUGAAAGUCGAAAAUGCCGUCGCUCCGGUAUGUACCUCGCUAUACAACACGGACGCAUGCUGA